GCUGGCCAGUGAACUCCCUCUUCCUCUCCCACUCACCCUCUUUUCCUUUUCACCACUGCGGGGACUUCUUGUAAUUUGCAGUUUUCCUUUUCCUGACGUACACAUGGUAGAUACAAGCUGGUGGCUUGCAGACUGCGUCUGUCUGGAGAUAGGCAGCGAGCCGAUGGAUAACAGCACUCCAGGAGAAUGAUUAUGCAGCGGUUAUUUAAGGAUAGGCUUUUGUGGUAUGGCAGCAUAUGAACUGAUUCUCCAGCAUAUAUAUAGUCUUGGACGUGACGCACUGAUUGGAAUCUGCUUGUUCUCAGGAACCUAGAGUUUUCCUUGUUUAACAACCAGACGCAGCAUCCUAUCAUCUGCUUAAUCAGGGCAAGCAGUGAAGGAGAGGAAACAUGGCGGAGGAGAGAAAAGAUGAAGCCAAGGCACCGCACUGGACUUCGAGUCAGCUCACAGAGGCUGCUUCACACCCACACUCACCUGAACUUAAGGACCAAGGUGGCGCGGGUGCCGGCCUGGUCAGAAGUGCCAAUGGAUUUCCCUAUCGUGAGGACGAGGAGCCAGGGCUGGGCGGACGGGAGCAGCAGGGCGCAUACUCUCAAACCAAAGAGAACGGCAUCAACGGGGAGCUGUCGACGGGGGACAGGGAGACUGCAGAAGAAGUGUCUGCAAGGAUAGUGCAAGUAGUAACAGCUGAAGCUGUAGCAGUCCUGAAAGGCGAACAGGAAAAAGAAGCCCAGCACAAAGAUCAGCCUGGACCACUACCUUUAGCAGUUGAAGAGUCAGCCAACCUGCCUCCUUCCCCGCCUCCAUCGCCAGCUGCAGAACAGACGGGAACUCUGGAGGAAGAAGAAGAAGCAGUAGAGAGUCCGAUGGCCGUGGAAGCAAAACCUGCUGCUCUUCCUGGGAAGCAACUGGGGAGAGAGCACGGGCUUGUUGAGCCUGCAGACCAGGCAAAGGGCCUCAGCGAGGGUCAGCCGGAUUCUGGUUUGGAGGCCAAAGUGUGUUGCGAAGACAAAGUGCCAAGUGUGGCAUCCAGCAGGGAGAGCGUAACAGUUGUGGUGGAAACGCCCCCAAAAGACACAUCUCCUUCCUUGGCUGAGGAAGAUUUACUUACAGCCACGAAGAUGGAAAACCGUGUCCAGGAGGGCGCGCGCCCUUUCACAGCAGAACCAUUAGACACAAAGGAACAUGAAGUUUGGAAAGAGAGUAAGACUGGUGAGCAACCUAAACAUGAUGCCUUAGUUCCACAGCCAGCAAAAACAGAGGCUAUAGAUAAAAAGGAUUCACAGAGCAAGGACAAAAUGCCUUCACCUCUAUCAGAACAGAUUUUGGAAACCGAUUCACAAAAGAAAGGGGAAGCCACUUUUGCAGAACCUGCUGCCAAGCCUCCUGUUUCUCAAGAACAGAAAGAUUUGUCAUCUGAACUGCCUAAAGGGGGCAAACCAGAAGAAGGAACUGCAGAUGUGCCCUCGCCAUCCAGCCACGUAAUCUCUUUGAAAUUUAAAGAUGACCUUAAAGAUGUGCAGGAGCUUGCCAUCACCCAUGGCGGAAGCUCUCUGUUGCCAUCAGAACCCAAGGCAGAUGCAGCCAAAAGUGAACUUCCUUCAGGCCCAUCUCCCUCUGUCCUGCAGAGGCUUCCACCCGAGGACAGUUCCAAAGCGAAACAGGAACCCACUGACCAACUGUUUGCCAAAGAUCUCACUAAAGAUGAGCAGAUCCACAGAGACAAGUCACCAACUCUGCAAGGAGAAGUCUCAGCAGUAGCUGUAGACGGCCUGAAACCGCCAAGCACACAGAAGAUCCCUGCUUGGGGGGAGGAAAAGGACAUGACCAAGGAUGAGAGUGAUGAGGAGGAAAGGUAUGACUUCUAUGAUAAAGGGGAGGCUCGAAUAUUAGACGAUGGUAAAUUUACGACAAAACCUGAAGAGAAGACACUUUCUCUGGACAAAGUAGACUUUCAAAAGGAUGGUGAAGCAAAAAAGUUACCUGAUAUUUUCAAUGCAGAACAAGACGUGGACCAAAGAGGGCUCCCAGCAACAACAGACACAAAAAAGGAGGUGCAGCCAACCACAGAGGUGCCCGUAGGCAAGUUAAGCCAAGAACCGAUCCUUGAGAAAACAGAGCACCUUGAUACCACUCAGCUCUCCAGAACAGUGGAGAAGGCCCCUGAGGCACCAAGCUUAACCAGUGACGAGACUGGUACUCUAGAACCUCCUCAAGGAAAAGAUGUUAAAAAAGAUACCAAGGAGGAUAAGAUAAAUGUUUUGGAUUCAGCUGCUCAUGACUUGACAGUAGAAGAGGAUCGAUCAGGAAUGUCAAAGUAUUUUGAAACCUCUGCUCUGAAAGAGGAAGCAACCAAAGGAGACGUUCUGAAACAAGGCAGUGAUUACUAUGAGCUAAGUGACACUAAAGAGAGUGCAUAUGAGCCUUAUCGGACAGAUCAUCUAAUCCUUGAAAACAAAGAGGAGGAGGAGGAGGAAGAAGAAUUACAGGCAGAAGUGGAUCAGCAGCAGAGUGUGCCUGCUCAGGAAAUAGGGUACAGUGCCCUUGCUCAGAGCUUUCCGCCAGACAAGUCUGAGGAACCAAGUUCCCCAACAGAAAGAAUGUUCACUAUUGACCCCAAGGUCUAUGGGGAUAAGAGAGAGCUCCACAGUAAAAAUAAAGAUGACCUAACUCUGAGCAGGAGCUUGGGACUUGGCGGUAGAUCUGCAAUUGAACAGAGAAGUAUGUCUAUUAACCUGCCCAUGUCCUGCCUGGAUUCAAUAGCUCUAGGAUUUAGCUUUGGCCGUGCACAUGAUCUCUCUCCCCUUGCUUCAGAUAUUCUAACUAACACUAGCGGAAGCAUGGAUGAAGGUGACGACUACUUGCCAGCAACCACACCAGCGCUGGAGAAGGCCCCCUGCUUCCCCAUUGAUAGCAGAGAUGAAGAUGAGCACGUUGAAGCGGAGAAAGCAAUGCCUGAAGAAAACGUCCAGCCUGAGACCUUGGUUGAGUCACCUUUCCCAGCCAAAGACUAUUACAAAAAUGGUGCUGUAAUGGCUCCUGAUCUCCCUGAAAUGUUAGACUUAGCAGGGACAAGAUCUCGAUUAGCCUCUGUGAGUGCAGAUGCUGAGGCGACGCAAAAGAAGUCAGUUCCUUCUGACACUGUUGUGGAAGACAGCAGCACAGCCCUGCCACCUGUGACAGAUGAAAAUCACAUAACUCUAAAAGCGGAAAGUCAGCUAGAAGACUUGGGUUACUGUGUUUUCAAUAAGUACACAGUCCCACUUCCUUCUCCAGUUCAAGACAGUGAGAAUUUAACAGGUGAAACCUGUCCAUUUUAUGAAGGCACAGAUGAAAAACUGAGACGUGGCCUAGCUCCCGACCUGUCUUUAAUAGAAGUGAAGCUGGCAGCCGCUGAAAAAUCAAAAGACGAAUUCCUAAGUGAAAAAGAUUUAGGUCAGCAUGCUACUGGUGAAUCUUUUCUGGUGAGGGACUUUGAGCAGUCAGAGAAAAAAGAGAAGUUGGAUACAGUGCUGGAAAAAAGCGAAGAUCAAGUUGACUCUAAAGAGAUCUAUCCCAUUAAAGGUACAGAGCCAGAGAAGACAAGACCUGAGGCAAUCUUAGAAGUGAAAGAAGAAGGUGUGGUUGAUAAAGUUCAUGUAACUGAUGGUACUACAUAUGACAGAAUAUUAGCUACAGAGGUAAUAAAAGAAGAAGAUGCUGUUUCUUUGUUGAUUGAGAAGGAGGAAAAGACUCUUAGUGUUGUUCCCGAAACGGUUGAGAUAGAAACUCCAAUAAAACCAGAUUAUAAUGCUAUAAAGCAUGAUUUGGAAGUGGCUGCAAGGAGAGCUGACCAAGAAUAUCAGAGUCAAUUGGAUACUAAGAUCCGUGAGGUCGUUUCUCCCCCUUCAGGGCAAGACAAAGCCUCCGUUAAAAGAGCAGAGCCCGAACCUCAAGAAACUCAGCAGAAAGAUCAGACCGUUUCGUCCAGAGAAGCAAAGGAUGCAGAUGUACUUUCCAAGACUGAGCCUACUCAUGUGAAGGACAGCACCAAAUUGACCGAAACAGAAAUUAAGGAAAAAGUACCUAAGCCCGAUCUGGUACAUCAAGAGGCAGUUGAUAAAGAGGAAUCAUAUGAAUCUAGUGGAGAGCACGAUCAAGCCCAAGAAGGUUUGAAUGGAGAAUCCCUGAAACCAGAGGAUAUCAAAGGAGAACUUCUGAAACCUCCUGUGUCAGGGGAAGAUACUCCUGCAGAGUUGCCAGCAAAGGAACCUUCUGUGGAGCUCCCCCUUCCAAAAGCUGAGCCUCUGCAAGAAGAAGCUGCUGAUGUUCAGAUGGAGAGCAUACCACAACCUGCAGAGGGAAUUGAAAAAAUUCCAGAUGCAGCUGUGAAACACAUGGAAAUCCAAAAGCUGCCACCAUGUGAAGUGACAGCUGAGGCCACAAAAAGUGAAGAGCAUGAGGAAGAAGAGGUAGAAGGAGGGCAAGAAGAAAAAGAAGAGGGUAAACAGCAACUUAUAUCAGAAGUGUCCCCAGAAGUAGACUUAGGGAAGCCCACCAGUGAAGAAAUGCCGGCCAAGGUUAGCCCAGAAGCACUGCUUGAACUGAAAGGCGUUAUUGAAUCUGUGGUGACAGUAGAGGAUGACUUUAUCACAGUGGUGCAGACAACAGUCGAUGAGGGUGAAUCAGCUUCUCACAGUGUGCGCUUUGCUGCUACUCAGGAAGACAUGGAGACAGGGGACUCCCAGGCUGAAGAGGAACUGGAAGUAGAAGAAGUGGCUGACAUCCGUGCUGAGCCCAAGGAGGGCUCCCCAGAAGCUCCUGCUACACCUGAGAGAGAAGAAAUCCUGCUCACAGACUACAGGACAGAGACGUGUGAUGAUUACAGAGAUGAAACAACUAUCGAUGACUCCAUCAUGGACACAGACAGUCUCUGGGCGGAUACUCAAGAUGAUGAUAGGAGCAUCAUGACUGAACAGUUAGAGACUGUUCCUAAAGAGGAGAAGGCAGAGAGAGAAUUGCGAAGAUCAUCUCUCGAUAAGCAUAAAAAAGAGAAACCUUUUAAAACUGGGAGAGGCAGGAUUUCUACUCCUGAAAGGAAAAUAGCUAAAAAGGAACCUAGCACACUCUCCAGAGAUGAAGUGAGAAGGAAAAAAGCAGUGUAUAAGAAAGCUGAACUUGCUAAAAAAACUGAAGUUCAGGCCCACUCUCCCUCCAGGAAAAUCAUUUUAAAACCUGCUAUCAAAUAUACUAGACCAACUCAUCUCUCCUGUGUUAAACGGAAGCAGACAGCAGCAGGCGGUGAAACAAACCAGGCUCCUGGUGUACUUAAACAAGCAAAGGAAAAACUCUCAGAUGGAGUAAGCAAGAGUCCAGAAAAGCGUUCCUCUCUACCAAGACCUUCCUCUAUCCUUCCUCCUCGAAGAGGUGUCUCAGGAGACCGAGACCGAGAGGAGAAUUCCCUCUCCCUCACAACUUCCCUUUCCUCUUCAGUACGACGGACUACUCGAUCAGAGCCAAUUCGUAGCAGAACAGGAAAAAGUGGAACUUCUACCCCCACCACUCCUGGUUCUACUGCCAUCACUCCAGGGACCCCACCUAGCUACUCCUCCCGUACCCCAGGCACUCCAGGGACCCCCAGCUAUUCCAGAACCCCGCACACUCCUGGGACCCCCAAAUCUGCCAUACUGGUACCCACUGAGAAAAAAGUUGCCAUCAUUCGCACUCCUCCCAAAUCUCCAGCCACUCCGAAGCAGCUACGGGUUAUUAAUCAGCCUCUACCUGACCUCAAGAACGUCAGGUCUAAAAUCGGUUCAACAGAUAACAUCAAAUACCAGCCUAAAGGAGGGCAGGUACAAAUCGUAACCAAGAAGAUAGACUUGAGUCAUGUGACUUCCAAAUGUGGCUCCCUCAAGAACAUCCACCACAAGCCAGGUGGUGGACGUGUGAAAAUUGAAAGUGUGAAACUGGAUUUCAAAGAAAAAGCUCAGGCUAAAGUUGGUUCACUCGAAAAUGCCCACCACGUACCUGGCGGUGGUAAUGUCAAGAUUGACAGCCAGAAGCUAAACUUCAGAGAGCAUGCUAAAGCCCGUGUCGACCAUGGGGCUGAGAUCAUCACGCAGUCACCAGGCAGGUCCAGCGUGGCUUCGCCACGCAGGCUCAGCAACGUCUCGUCCUCCGGAAGCAUCAACCUGCUUGAGUCACCCCAGCUUGCUACCCUUGCUGAAGAUGUCACGGCAGCCCUCGCUAAACAGGGCUUAUGAAUUUGCUCCAUUUUGCGUUGUAUGAAGUAAUAAUAUUUAGGCAUGAGCUCUUGGCAGGAAUGGGCUCAGAACAGGUGUUGCAUUCAUUCUUUACCAUGUCUAAAACUAAGUCAUAUCCCGAGACUUGUAGUUACCAUAUAAUAAAAAAACAGAAAAAAAUAAUUAAAUAGAUGCAGAAAUUGGCCUGAUCUCCAUUUACAACAGGAAGACACUGGCUUUAUAUGGGUAUACAACUGCAGUAUGUUACAUUGGAGAAUUAUUGUUGCUCUGCUCUGUCUUGCAUGGAGUACCGUACUAUGAUAAAAUGCAUUUUUACCUUUUAUGUGCCUGAAGGCCAUCCACCUCUUUCUGAAGAGCCUCGUUAAUAUCCCAAGUUGCUCAUUUCACUGUUGAUAGAUGGAGAAAUAAAAAAUAAAAAAGUUGCCCAUUGUAAGUUAUUACAGGUUAAAUUAAGAGUCUGCUUACCAGAAGGACGGGCAUGUAGAGAAAUUCAAGUUUAGUUAAAAAAAAAAAAAAAAGAAAGUGUUAUUUUGUAUAAAUGACUAGAACAAAAGUUGAAUUAAGUUAUUAACAUUUUUUUUGGACCUGGGUAAUUAUGUCAGUGUAUAGCUGAAAAGCCAAUAAAUUAUUUAACUAAUAACUAAAAAUAGUAGUUGAAAAACAUUUGAACCAUGCUUGGGGAAGUGACGUAAAAAAAGCUAUGGACAGGAAGCACUUCCAUCCCAAUGGACUUGUGUCUGAUUAGAAUGUUGGUUAAGCGGCUAGAUUUGUGUACGCACUACUGGUUUCACAUCCUUUCCGUCUGUUUGAUACAGUAUUAUAGAUAUAUAUAUAUAUAUUUCUCUGUGGCCAUUUGUGAUACGCCCUCCUCAUAUACUUGAAUAUUCCACUUUAUUCACAGUAUCUGUGUCUCUUGCACCCUUUGGUGUUGCAAUUUUAGGUAUGUAAAAGUAGAUGUUAGCAGGGUUUUUUUCCCUAUUCAUAAAAAUACAUUUAAAAAAGACAAAACCUUUUAGCAUGAAGUUGCUUUCUGUAACAACUAAAAGCCGUGACCCUGUUUUAGUGCCAGAUGCAAGUCUCUUCUGUGAUGCUAGAAAAAAGAUUCCUUCCCUCCUCCCCUCCUUCCCUUUCUUCACCAAGACUGAUUUUUGUGCGGUCCAGAAGUUUGUAAGAGGGUCUCCAAAGAUGGUUGGGUUUGGAUUCUGGAUUUUUUUAAAAAUCCAAAAUAGUUUGGUUUGGGCUUUUUUUUUUUUUUUUUAAACUCCUGUAGUAACAGUGAAUGUUAGAUUUAUUUAUUUAUUUUUUCUUUUGCUAAAGUUGAAACACAGAAAAAAGUAUUAUGGUGUUGUUUCCACUCCUUCAGUGAUGUCUUGUAUAAACACUCGGGCACUCAGAUAACAAUGAUAAACAUAACGGAGAUGCCUGUCAAUUGUAGUACAUGAAUAAAUAAAAUAAGCUCCUUAGACUAGGUUGCUAUGGUGAUUAAUCAAUAAAUAGGGCAUCCUAAAACCUGAACAAAGAAGAAGUGGGAUUAUAUUGACUAUAAAAAGUAUGAGAAGAAGUGUGCCUAAAAGGUAAAGAGCAGAGAUAUAUAAAGAUCAGAUCAAAUGGAGUUACUUGUGAGAACUCCAACACUAUCUUAUGGACACUAAGAGAACACCGAAGGUAAUAUGGUAGUAUUACUCAUCAGCAGCUAGUAGUCUGCUGAUAUUAUGUACAGUAGACAUUAUGAAAUGACCAGUUUACAUUCUUGCAGAUUGUUUUAUCUUUUCCUUUUGAAAUCUCUAAACUUUGCACUGUCGGUUGAGCUAUAUGUACUUGAUACAUGUAUUAGGUUAACAUUGUGUGUUGGAAGCUUUUGAUCUGUUCUUUUUACUUAAUUUGUAUGUGUGCGUGUGUAUGUUGGGGUUUGAUCUGAAAAGACACACAGAGAACAUUUUUAUGUCUGUGGAGAAGGAUUAUUGUAAUUAAUAGCACAGAAUUCCACAUAAUCAAAUUCAG
Struthio camelus australis is the source of this 8243-nucleotide messenger RNA. RefSeq names its product microtubule associated protein 2 (gene MAP2). Gene Ontology annotation, molecular function: microtubule binding. NCBI's taxonomy places the organism in Eukaryota, Metazoa, Chordata, Aves, Struthioniformes, Struthionidae. Gene Ontology annotation, biological process: neuron projection development; microtubule cytoskeleton organization. The record is from RefSeq and is a predicted model, not a curated record. Gene Ontology annotation, cellular component: neuron projection.